UUGUGAUCCCGUCAUGGCGCGCUACGCCCGUGUCGCUCCUCUGGUCGCGUGUCUCUUGUUCGCCUGCGCGGUCGCCGAUGGACACCGUUGGCGGCGUCAAGCGGAUGACGCCAAGAAGGAAGAAUCUACCCAAGGGCUAGAUCUGUGCAAGGACAAGGACGCUGGCGAAUGGUUCCGGCUUCAGGCUGGCGAUGGCGACAGCUGUCGUGACGUCAUUCAAUGUACUGCCUCGGGAAUUCAAGCUAUUCGAUGCCCAGCUGGUCUAUUCUUUGAUAUUGAAAAACAAACAUGCGAUUGGAAAGAUGCGGUGAAGAACUGCAAACUAAAGAACAAAGAACGUAAAGUAAAGCCUCUCCUGUACACCGAAGAGCCUCUAUGCCAAGAUGGUUACUUAGCUUGCGGUGACAAAAACUGUGUUGAACGAGGGCUAUUCUGUAACGGCGAAAAAGACUGUCCCGAUGGGUCCGACGAGAACUCUUGUGACAUCGACAACGACCCUAACAGGGCGCCGCCUUGUGAUACUUCGCAGUGUGUUUUGCCCGACUGUUUCUGUUCUGAAGAUGGAACGGUCAUUCCCGGUGAUUUGCCUGCCAGAGAUGUUCCACAAAUGAUAACAAUUACUUUUGAUGACGCCAUCAACAACAACAAUAUUGAAUUAUACAAAGAAAUAUUCAAUGGAAAACGUAAAAAUCCGAAUGGUUGUGACAUCAAGGCCACAUUCUUUGUUUCACACAAAUACACGAACUACUCAGCCGUGCACGAGACCCACAGAAAGGGACACGAAAUUGCCGUUCAUUCAAUCACCCACAACGAUGAUGAACGAUUUUGGAGUAAUGCUACUGUUGAUGACUGGGGCAAGGAAAUGGCUGGCAUGAGAGUUAUUAUCGAAAAGUUCGCGAAUGUAACAGAUAAUAGCGUCGUAGGUGUCCGCGCCCCUUAUCUACGUGUCGGUGGUAACAACCAAUUUACAAUGAUGGAAGAACAAGCUUUUCUGUACGACAGUACUAUUACCGCACCUCUCUCUAACCCGCCUCUAUGGCCUUAUACCAUGUACUUCCGCAUGCCCCAUCGUUGUCACGGUAAUUUACAAAGCUGCCCAACAAGAAGUCACGCAGUUUGGGAGAUGGUUAUGAAUGAACUGGAUCGUCGUGAAGACCCCAAUAACGAUGAAUACUUACCCGGAUGUGCCAUGGUUGACUCUUGCUCAAACAUUCUUACCGGUGACCAGUUUUACAAUUUCUUAAAUCAUAACUUUGAUCGUCAUUAUGAUCAAAACAGAGCCCCUCUAGGUCUAUAUUUCCACGCAGCGUGGUUGAAAAAUAAUCCCGAAUUCCUAGAAGCGUUUUUGUACUGGAUUGACGAAAUUCUUCAAACUCACAAUGACGUAUAUUUUGUUACAAUGACACAAGUUAUUCAAUGGAUUCAAAACCCUCGUACUGUCACUGAGGCGAAGAACUUCGAGCCUUGGAGAGAAAAGUGUGCCGUAGAAGGCGUACAAGCCUGCUGGGUUCCCCAUUCAUGCAAACUUACCUCUAAGGAAGUUCCUGGAGAAACCAUUAAUCUCCAGACCUGUGUAAGGUGCCCAGUCAAUUACCCAUGGCUCAAUGACCCAACAGGUGAUGGUCAUUAUUAAAUGAGAUCUCGCACCUCGUAUGGUGCAAACUAGUUGUUAAAAUAAACUGCGAUUAUGAAUUGCAAAGACAUUAUAUUCGGGUUUAAAUAAAAUAAAUAACAACUAAAUAGGGUUGAAAUACUCGAUGAAUAUGUGUCCGUGUAAUUAUAAAAAAUGUACUGGGUCAUAAUCCCGUCUGUAGUAUAAGUACCUACCUAACUGUAUGUAAUAUAGAUUCACAUGAUAUUUAAUAGGUCUGUUUUAAAACUUUAUGU
Molecule: messenger RNA, 1887 nt
Organism: Melitaea cinxia (Glanville fritillary)
Lineage: Eukaryota; Metazoa; Arthropoda; Insecta; Lepidoptera; Nymphalidae
Gene: serp
Product: chitin deacetylase 1
Exons: 5
Coding region: 14-1633 (539 amino acids)
Biological process (GO): carbohydrate metabolic process
Cellular component (GO): extracellular region
Molecular function (GO): chitin binding; hydrolase activity, acting on carbon-nitrogen (but not peptide) bonds; protein binding
Source: RefSeq, a predicted model, not a curated record